Messenger RNA from Bufo gargarizans (Asiatic toad), 4460 nucleotides. It is a transcript of the gene PEX10, whose product is annotated as peroxisomal biogenesis factor 10. NCBI's taxonomy places the organism in Eukaryota, Metazoa, Chordata, Amphibia, Anura, Bufonidae. Bases 89 to 1069 code for a protein of 326 amino acids. The transcript is spliced from 6 exons. Gene Ontology annotation, cellular component: peroxisomal membrane. The record is from RefSeq and is a predicted model, not a curated record. Gene Ontology annotation, molecular function: zinc ion binding. Gene Ontology annotation, biological process: protein import into peroxisome matrix.
UGACAGGAGGAAGGUCCUUCAGGCCACUAGCUGUAGCCUCUUCUGCGGGGCGGGCAGGUAAUGACGGGCACGGCGCUCUGCUGCCACCAUGGUCUUCACUGCCGCCAACCAGCCCCAGCUCAUCCGCAGCUGCCAGAAGGACGAGCAGUUCCAGGGCAGCCUGAGAGGCCGGGCACAUGAGGCCUUCCAGGCGUUCACAGGUGUCAAAAAAUGGCUGCAGUGGAGAAAAGAAAUAGAACUCUUAUGCGAUCUCACGUACUACACACUGACUACAUUUUCAGGUUACCAGACUCUCGGGGAGGAGUAUGUUAAUAUUGUGCAAGUUGACUCUUCUAAGCGGAAAGUGCCAUCCUUCCUGCAGCGCACUUUACUCAUCUGCUGUCACACCCUUUUCCCUUACCUACUGGAUAAGGAGCUGGUGCGCCUGGAGCAUGAACUCCAGAUAGAAGCAGAUGGAGCCCGGGUACCGCACAGCAUCUUGUCUUCUGGAUCCCAUCACCGCUCAUUGAUGUGGAAGUGGAUUCACAGAAAGAUAGCUGCCCUCUCCGACCAUCAGAGAAAGACAUUGGUAAAGAGUGUGUAUAUCUUCCGACAGAGUAUUACCUUCCUCCGGAGGUUUCAUCUAGCCAUAUUCUACGUGCGCGGAGCGUUCUACCAUAUUGCCAAAAGGAUAACUGGUAUCACCUAUCUCCGUGUGCGUGCAUCCCCGCGGGAUGAUGCUGUUGUGCGUAAGAGUUACACUGUCCUUGGUGCAGUGUCUUUGGUUCAUCUCCUGUUGCUGGUCUUCCUUCACCUACGGAGCGUUCAGCAGAAACAAGAGGCACAGCAGAAGUUUAAACUCUAUCGAAGGAUGUCUUACCAGAGAGCACCACCACAUGAGAAGUCUUACCAGCGGCCUUCAAAAUGCACCUUAUGCUUAGAACACAGGCGGCACAGCACGGCAACCCCUUGUGGACACCUCUUCUGCUGGGAGUGCAUCACCGAGUGGUGUAAUAAUAAGGCUGAAUGCCCAUUAUGUCGGGAGAAAUUUCCUUCACAGAAACUGGUCUACUUGAGGCACUACCGAUGAGCUUCCCAAAUGCUUCCUCCGCCUCAAGGGCUUCACCAGACAUCGUCUUAAUCAGCUGCUUAACUCCUCACAUUUAGGGUUCAGGUUUUGUAACCCAUUAUCUGAAAGUACAACUACUCCAGGCCAAACUAACAGUCUGAGGUUUACAGAGUACAGUAUUAUGAUGCAUAUAUUAUCAGAUAUGAAAAAUUUAUAAUUUGUAGAAGACUUGCAUUAGUGUCUUUCUAACCAUGAAGCAGAAAUGACCAGUUUGUGAUUUUUGUAGAACUUCGGAUGGUCAUUGUAGCAGCAGCUGUAUAAUCUUUACUGUCUACUGAGCUCUGUCGCCACCUGCUGGCUGCUAGCAUUAUGGUUUAUCUGCUUCUUUACAUGUAAUGUCAGGAGUUGGCUGGUAAUACACAAGUAGGAUUUUUAGUCUGACCCUCAUGGGGCAACGUAGCAGCAUAAAAUCAGUAGGGAGGUGACUCCCAUUAUUCCCUAUUGGGGGGAUGUAACUGGCCUCAAGAGAACCUGAAAAAAAAAAUAAUGUAAGUGCUUUGCAGUCAUGUGUGUUUUUAUGGGCUUGUGAUUAUGUUUUGUGUGUCUUACAACCUGAGUCAUAAGAUGCCAUUCUAAGCACAUGAUCACAUCUGAUACCCUAGAGCUAUUGUCAGACAGUGCUCCUGGUGAGAAUCUAAAUCAUAGACUGGAAGGAAAAACAGAUCUGAUACUUUUCCCACCCAGAAUACUUAAAUGAAGAUGCAUUGGUCAAAGGAAUAAAAUGUGUUUACCAUUUUUAAACACAUUUGCCUUGCUAUAAAUUUAUAAUGGAGGAUCAGUAAUUAGUUCCAAAGCCCCAAAAUGUCAUCCCAAAACAAGAAAAAGUGAAGUUUUAAGAAAAAUAAGCAGAUGCCCAAGACAGAUGGAGAAAGUCCUUACAUAAAACCGACAGGAAUAGAUUCUGAAAGCUGGAAGUCACUUUCUAUGGUGAGGACAGGAGCUUCUUCAGGGUCUUGCACAGUACAUACAUGUACCAGAAAAAUAAAAUGAUGCCGCAGCUCAUCCCAGCACAGACAGGGGGCAGUACAGUACAUAUAGUACCACGGAGGAGCUACUAGAGACCCAUACAGGUGUUUUACCAGAGAAAUGGUCAUGUUGGCUCUGGGUUGAGUCUAGUUACAAUGAUGCAGAAAAGACAUAUUGAAAAUAUUAUAUCCUGGGACCAUUGUAUCCCGGUUGUAGAUGCCACAACCUCUGUCUCUUAAUCUGUUCGAUUUAAUAUAUAAAAAUCUAGGCAGACAAAAGGUCGUGUUCACACUGGACAUCGGCCCACAUUUGUGGUGCACCUGAAAUAUGAAAAAUGUGGUGGAUCUUAUUUUGGACAUGGUUAUGAAGCAAGUAAGCCAAAAAAGAAUAAUCCAUUGGACCUUGUGCACCAAUGGGGUGGGGGGUACCUAAAAAAAAUUCCAUUUUGGCACUAAAUUCUGACGCAAACUGAGGUGGUAUAGAAUUAGACUAGACUGCCUAAAGUUGCACCAGGUUUAUCUUCCAGCCACUUUAAUCUUUUGUCGGAUCUUUGGAUUUCCUAUGUUAACACGGUCUACAUUUUAGACAAGAUUAGUAAAUCUUAAAGGCCAUCUGUCAGCAGAUUUGUCCCUAUGACACUGGCUGACCUGUUACAUGUGCGCUUGGCAGCUGAAGACAUCUGUGAUGGUCACAUGGUCAUAUGUGCCAAAUGAACCUCUAGGAGCAAUGGGGGCGUUGCCAUUACUCCUAGAGGCUCUGCUCUCUCUGCAACUGCUGUGCCCUCUGCACUAGUAUGAAUGUGAUCAUGCCUGGCUCUGUCAAUCAAAGAGGAGAUGGUGUGGUAGUUCCAGAGAGAGCUGAGAUUUUAGGUGUAACUGCACCGCCCCCGUUGCUCCUAGAGGCUCAUUUGCAUAUAUUAAAACAUCACUUUUCUCAGCAAUGUGGACACAUAUGAACAUGGGACUCACAGAAGCCUUCCGCUGCCAAGCGCACAUGUAACGGGUCAGCCAGUGUCAUAGGGACAAAUCUGCUGACAGAUGGCCUUAAGUGUUUUACCGUAGUGAGUGGGGAUUGACAGAAUUGAUAUGGUUGGGGCUGCAUUAAUUAGGAUCAGUGUCACGCGGAUCCCCAAUAUAAACAGGUGCAUUGUCCAUAUAAAUAAAUUUUAAAAAAAUUGAGAAUCGGCAUGCAUUGUCAAGUUUUCCCUUGCAUUAAAAAUUAAAAAAAUAAAAUAAAGGCAAGAAGAUCUACUUGCAAGAAUCCUGUGGGUCUUUGUACAUAAGCAUCAUUUUUCAUACAUCACCUCUGCAUUCAGGAAAGUUCGCAUUGUGUUCUAUAUCAUAAGUUUUUCACGCAGCCCUGGCUCCAUAGAUGCAAUCCGGAAACUAUGCAUUUUUUGCUGAUAGUUGCUAGGAGAUGUAGAUUAUUCACAUGCUUGAAAAACGCAUAUAGGGUAAUCGUUGUACGCAAACGCCUAAAAAGAUGAUUGAACUUGCCUGCAAGUCCAUCGGUUUUUCCCUGCACAGAUCCUGACACAAUCCGGAUCGCUCAUGUGAAAGGGGCCUAAUUGUGAGUAGAACCCCACUCAGGACCCAGCAGCGGUGAUACUGUUCCUCCUGCACACCAUAUUGAGACAACCUGCACAAAAAAACGUCUGUGCAGGAGGCCCAACCAAUCACAUCCUAGAUAUUGAUUUCAAAGAAAAUGUUUUUGAAAACCUCACAUUUCAUAAUAUUAAUAAUGACAUUUUUGGGGCUUUUAUUAUUGAAAGAUCCCUGAUGCAAUCUGUUGGGCAAAUGAGGGGAAAUGGUCUGUGUGUGCAGUGGAUGAGGUCUCUCUCCCCCCCCCCCCCCCCCCCCCAGUUCCGAUUUAAAGGGGUUCUCCGUUUGGGACAAUUACUAUUUGUUACAAUGAUCCCAUGACAAUAAGUUUAUCAUAAAGUGACCUCCUGCUUGGAUACCAUCAAUCAGCUGUAACCACUGGGGAAAACUAAGACACACAGUGCCCAUUCAAAUGUGUAGGUUCUGUGUGUUGUACAGGACAGGUCCACUAGAUCAAGAAAAGCUUUGUCAUAAUUUUCAACACUGGCCAAGAGAUAAGGAUCCUGGACAGAUCUGUUAACUCAGAAUACCCUAUUGGGUAUAUGAACAUGGGUUUUCUAAAUUAGAAAAAUGAACUUGAACAUCUCAGCCUUUACUUCCCACUUUUGAGUUCUGGUUGACCUGUGCGAAACCGUCCUAAAGAGCCCAGAGAAUCUUCUGUUUGACUGUAUUUCUAAUUUAUAAACUUUUCGGUGAGAUUUAUUUCAGUAAUUGUUUUGUAUAAAUAAAAUUGUAAUAUUUAAUUGAAUUAAUAAUGUUUGAAUAAAUCUAGUUUGUAAUUGGAA